Sparassis crispa is the source of this 387-nucleotide messenger RNA. RefSeq lists its product as hypothetical. The coding region runs from base 1 to 387 and encodes 128 amino acids. The transcript has a single exon. NCBI's taxonomy places the organism in Eukaryota, Fungi, Basidiomycota, Agaricomycetes, Polyporales, Sparassidaceae. The record is from RefSeq and is a predicted model, not a curated record.
AUGAAAUGGACGACAUACUGGCGGGACAUCGUGCAGAAGCACCAUGUCAUUGUCGAUGGCUGGCCUGAGAACAUCAUUCCCUUUGCAAACCUUAGCACGGCGAGCAGCAAUCUGUCAAAGCUUGAGCUUCUGCUUAUCCGCUGGAUCCGAGGCUCAACACAGUUCCGGAAGCUUUCUGAUGGUGAAUUUGCAGAGAUGGAGGAGUCGGAAUGGUUCCGUGCUGCAUGCAAAGCAUGUGGUGUGCGCAAGUCGCGCUCGGACAAGGGAAAGCUGAGAGGACGUCAGCCGUACCCAGAAAGUCGCUCGAAACGGCUGCGGCACUAUGCUAUCAAGAGCGCGGAGUUUGUAGAUUCGGAGGAUGAGCAGGAUGUGCCUGCUGAGUGUUGA